Messenger RNA from Cyphellophora europaea CBS 101466, 663 nucleotides. RefSeq lists its product as uncharacterized. The record is from RefSeq and is a predicted model, not a curated record. NCBI's taxonomy places the organism in Eukaryota, Fungi, Ascomycota, Eurotiomycetes, Chaetothyriales, Cyphellophoraceae. Bases 1 to 663 code for a protein of 220 amino acids. The transcript has 2 exons.
AUGUCCGGCCCCUACGAUUCCUACGGCGGCGGUGGCGGCGGCUACGGCGGGUACCAGCAGCAAGGCGGCUACCCACCCCAGCAAGGCUACAACCAGGGCUACCCGCCCCAGCAGGGCUACGACCAACAGUACGGCCAGCAACAGCAGGGCUACGGUCAACAGUACGGUCAACAGUACGGCCAGCAAUACGAUCAGAACCAGAGCUUUGGCCCUCCUAGACGUCAAGACAGCUACGGCCCUCCCCAACACGGAGGCUUCCAGCACGGUCAGCAAGGCGGCCAACCUGGCUCUUACUACAAUUCCAACACGCAAGGUAGCAAUGACGCAUACGCUGCCAACCAGGCCUGGAUGGACAAUAACCAGGGCGCUCAGCAGGGUCAACAGGGCCAGCAGCCAUAUCCUCAGACCGCCAGGCAGUCUUCGGACCCUAAUGCGCCGAACUAUGACCCCAGUGCUCCUCCCAUGACCGAGUCUGACCGUGGCCUGCUCGGCGCCAUGGCUGGAGGCGCUGCCGGAGCGUUUGGAGGCCACAAAGUCGGACAUGGCUUCUUGGGAACGAUCGGUGGUGCCAUCAUGGGCUCUCUCGCAGAGGACUUCGCCAAGAAGAAGAAGCACGGUGGCAGCGGAUCAAACUGGGGUGGCUCCAGCUGGGGUGGCCGAUAA